This is a messenger RNA of Dujonia railenensis, 876 nucleotides long. The record is from the annotation of a GenBank genome assembly. Lineage: Eukaryota; Fungi; Ascomycota; Pichiomycetes; Serinales; Debaryomycetaceae.
AUGCCACGCAAAUUCAAACAAGUUGACGUAUUCACCAAGGUGGCUUUCAAGGGCAACGCUGUUGCUGUGUUCUUCGAUGCAGACGACCUUAAUGAUGAUCAAAUGCAACAAAUUGCGACCUGGACAAAUUUAUCAGAGGCAACGUUCGUUCUCAAGCCAACGACUGAGAAGGCGGACUAUCAACUUCGUAUUUUCACUCCAGCGCAAGAAUUACCGUUUGCAGGACAUCCAACAGUAGGCUCUGCUUUCGCACUCCUUGAAAGCGGCUUAGUUAAACCCAAUUCUAGUGGUCAGCUUAUUCAAGAAUGUAAGGCAGGAUUGAUACCUAUUGAUGUGGGAAACGAUUAUCUGAUCAAGUUUAGAUUGCCAAAGCCUGUCAUUGUAGACUUUGCUAAAGAUUCGGAAAUUACAUCUGAUACAGCUGAUGCCUUGGGUAUAACUGUAGAAGAUAUUGUAGAAGAACAGGCAUCUGUUUUGGUAGGUCCUAAUUGGUUGGUCACUAAGUUGAAGGAUUCAGAUUCAAUUUUAAAUUUGGAACCAAAUUACUCCAAAGUUACUGCAUUGCUGUUAAAAUACGGCGUUGAUGGAAUUCAAACUUUUGGAGAAUAUCCAAAUGUAGGUGAUAAAAUAGAAUCUAGAACUUUUGCUCCAACUACUGGUACAAACGAAGACUUCGCUUGUGGAAGUGGUGCAGGUUCCAUUGGUGUUUUUAUUAAUAAAACAUCAAAAAGUAAGUUUACAUCGGCUCAAGUAAAGAAUAUCGAGCAAGGAAGGAAAUGUCAAAGAGAUGCGCGUAUACAAGUUACUAUUUCUGGGGACGACGUCUUUGUUGGAGGAUUCGCCGUUAGUGUAAUUGAUGGAGAAUGCAUUCUUUGA